AUGGAAGCUGAAGAAAUGAUGGAAUGUACCCAGGAAUUCCCUGAACACUAUAAAGUUAUUUUGGAUAGACUGAAUGAACAACGGGAGCAGGACCAGUUUACGGAUAUCACUCUGAUUGUCGAUGGUCACCAUUUCAAAGCUCAUAAGGCUGUUCUUGCUGCCUGUAGCCAGUUCUUCUACAAAUUCUUCCAAGACUUCACUCAGGAGCCCUUGGUGGAGAUUGAAGGUGUAAGUAACAUGGCAUUUCGUCACCUAAUUGAGUUCACCUAUACAGCAAAAUUAAUGGUCCAAGGUGAGGAAGAAGCAAAUGAUGUUUGGAAAGCAGCUGAGUAUCUACAGAUGUUAGAAGCAAUCAAAGCACUUGAAAUCAGGAACAAAGAAAAUUCAUCACCCUUAGAAUCAAAUCAAACACAAGAUAAAAAUAAACCGAAAAAGAGGAAGAUAGCUGAAACCUCCAACGUUAUCACAGAAACACUGCCAUCUGCAGAAUCGGAGCCUGUUGAAAUUGAGGUUGAGAUUGCAGAGGGGACAAUUGAAGUCGAAGAUGAUAGCAUCGAAACGCUUGAAGUAGCUUCUGCAGAGCAAUCUAUAAAGUACAUACAGAGAACGGGUACAUCGGAUGAAUCUGCUUUGGCUCUU
Charadrius vociferus (killdeer) is the source of this 639-nucleotide messenger RNA. Its product is annotated as zinc finger protein 131-like. The annotation marks the transcript as partial. The record is from RefSeq and is a predicted model, not a curated record. The transcript has 4 exons. Lineage: Eukaryota; Metazoa; Chordata; Aves; Charadriiformes; Charadriidae. Gene Ontology annotation, biological process: regulation of transcription by RNA polymerase II. Gene Ontology annotation, molecular function: RNA polymerase II cis-regulatory region sequence-specific DNA binding; DNA-binding transcription factor activity, RNA polymerase II-specific; protein binding.